CCGAAGUCAAAAGAGUCUGAAUGGGUUAAAGAUGGAGGAGGAAGUGCUGAAGAAGAGAAAACAGUGUUAGAGAAGUGUCUAUGUUAAAGAAGAGCAUCCUCUCGAUACUGAACAACACUACAGCCUUAUCUGAGCAUUACUCCUUCCUCUCCAGCUACUCGAGCACUAGCGAAGUCCCAUUCUGCUUGUAUAUUGAUCUGUGAUUCGUUAGCUCAUCUUUCCACUUUUGCUUUCUUUGCUUCCUCUGCUUCUUUGUUGCUUGUCAUGAAUCUGUUGUAGAGAACAUGUCUGUAUUAUCUACCAAGCAAAGAUACACUCCCACCAUUGACAACUCCAACAGGAUCGAGAGCAUCUUGAGAAACAACAAUCAAAACAACCAAAACAACCAAAAUAACCAUAAUCACAACAACAACAAUACCAAAAGCAAUAUCAAACACAAUAUCAACACUAACACCAACACCAAUACAAACACCAAUACCAAUAACAUCAACAAUAACCAAAUUAAAUUCAACAACAAAUCCUUUCAUAAUUCUCAUUUCUCAUCUCCUUCUAUCUCUUCAAUUGAUUCGGUGCCAGUGACCAUCUUAACUUCCAACAGUUUUGAUAAUAUAAACAACUACAUUAAUGAUAUCAUAUCAAAUAUCAACGAAAUAAACAAAAUUAACCAGAACCUAAUUCAAGUCAUAGUCUCAAAAGAUCAGCUAAUUGAAGAAUUAAUUAACAAUUUAAAUUUUAAAUCUAAUGAACUAAAACUAUCAAAUUUUUUUAACAAAAAAAAAAUCAAUUUCCUAAUCGAUAUCAAAACCAAUAACAAUGACCACAACAAUCAUUCUGAUAAAAUCAAUGAUAAAUUAAAUCAACUUGAUAUACACUAUUUACAAAAUUUAAGAGUAUUGAGGAAUACUUAUUACGACACCAAUAACAAAAGCAAUAAAAAUAUAAAUAAAAACUUUAACAAUAAUACUAAUAAUAACCGUCAUGAUAAUAACAAUAACAAUAACAAUAAUAACAACUGUAAUAACUUUAAAAUUAUUCAUCAGAAAUCAAGAAGCAACCCCUCUCCAAAUUUUAUCAAUAAACUUAAUAAUAAAAAAUUAUUUAACCAAAACGUUAAUCAAAAAUUUAACCAAAAAUUAAACCAAAAAUUAUCUAUCCCAUUGUCUUUAAAUACAAAUUUUAAAUCAUCCCCAACUACCAGUCUAACUUUAUCAACUCCAAAUUCUGUCAAAACUCCAAUUUACCUAUCAACCUCAACUUCAAUACCCCACUCAUUUAACAAUUCAAUAAACACUUCUACAAAUACCUCAAGAAAUACUUCAUUCAACAAUUCAAUUAACAACUCAAUUGAAAACUCAACUUCAUUAUCAACCUCAAUAUCAAAUAUACAAAACUCUCUGAUUAUCUCAUUAUCUCAUAAAAGAUCAACAUCACUACCUCAUUUCACUUUUCCUUUCCCUUUUUCAAAUGAAUUAUUAAUCAAUAAUAAUAUUAUUCCUAAAUCUAACUCAAAAACUACUCCAAAAAUUACCCCAAUAACUACCAAUGCCCUUAAAUCUCUGAAAGCUCCCAAUACUCAAAUCCCUCCAAAUCUUCUAGAAUCAUCUGAAACAAUAAAAACUCUGGAAAUAUCAAACACUUCAAUCUCAAAAAGAAACUCUUCUUUUCUAAAUUUCAACUUUAAUAAAUUCAAUAAUUUUAUUAAAAAAAAUAGAUUAUCAAUCACCUCAACUCUAUCGAAUAACUCUAAUAAUUCUAAUAAUUCAAUUGAUCGGAUUACCUCCACUACUUAUCAUAACCCAAACAAAUCUAUCAACUCAUUAAAUUCAUUACAUUCAAACAAAUCAAAUUAUAAUAACUCAAACAGUACAAUAGACUUUAAUCAACUUCUUUCUCCAAUCAGACCCUUAUCUUCAUCUUCUUUAACCCAUAUCUAUUAUUAUAAUUCUCAAAAUUUAGACUCCAAUCAAAAAAUUAAUGAUAUAGUUGAAAAUUUAAAAUUUAAAAAUAUAAAUAAUAAUCACAAUGAAAGCAUUAAUAAUGGUCAUAAUAAUCAUAAUAAUAAUAAUAAAAACAACAAUAACAAUGAUAAUGACAAUGAUAAUGAUAAUGAUAAUGAUAACGGUAAUGAUAAUGGUAAUGAAAAAAAUAUAUCAAAAGUUAAAAAUAAUUCUAUUAUAAACUUUGCCAAUUGGUUGUCUCAUGCAAAUUCAAACUUCAACUCAAUUCCACCCAAAACCCUUCUUCGUGCAAAUACAACAAAUUUACUUCCCCAAUUACAAAAAACUGACGAUAAUAAUUUUAAUCAAGAUUCAAACAUAAUAACUCGUAGACAUUCAAUUGCUAUACCUAAUUCAAAUCAAAAUUCAAACUUAAUCACCUCCAACAGUACUGAAUCGAACAGAAAUUAUCUUCUACCUAGCCUACAGACUUUAUCAAAGACUCCUAAAUUACCCGUUGAACUUGAUAAUAUUAUCCCCAAUAAUGAGAAACCACCAACUUUAAUCAGUAAUCUUCAUAAUAAAUUAGUCGAUAAAUAUGGUUGUUUUUAUGAUUACGACCACCUUUUAAAUAAUCCAACUUCAAAUUCGUCGUUUGCAUUUUCUCCAAAUAAUACGCUAACCGGCUCUUUGAAUCAUAUUACUGAUACUUUAUUAAAUAAAAAAAUCGAUAAAGAAAAGGAAAAAAAUCUUUAUCUCACUACCAAAAACUUAAUUACAAUAGCUAAAGAACAUGAUCAGAAAUUACAAAAAACUCAGUAUAAAUGGAAUGAAUUUUUCACUAAAAUUUCAAUCGCUUAUAACAAUAAUAAUAUCAACUCCAAAAGUAACUUUGCUUCCAACACUAAUUCUAAUUCAAACUCAGACCUAAACUCAAGCCCAAGCACACGUUUACAUUUACAUUCAAAUUCGAAUCUUAAUUUAAAUUCAAAUUUUAACUUGGAUAGAAAAGAUAAUAAAGUUAAAAAUAAUGAAUCUAUUAAAAACUAUGAUUCCAUAAAUAUUUUCAGUCCAAUUAGAAAAGUUUAUGAAGAAUUUGAUGAAAUGGAUGAUUGUGAUUCGUCUUCUGAGGAUUUAGAAAUUAAGCUUUUUAAUGUUAAUCCAAUCCAUUCUCCUUCAAGCGAAAUUUUAGAUAGUACUGAUUUUAUUAAUGAUGAUCUCUUGGGAUUAUUUGGUAGUAAUUUGAAAAACAACUAUUUUAAAUUGUAUAAAGACUUUAAAAAAUUGAUUUACAAUGGAAUACCAAUGAAAUUAAGACAAAGAAUUUGGGAAGAAUGCUCAGGUUCUAAAUCAAUUAUUAUCCCCGGCGAAUAUAAUGAUUUGUUGAUGAAUGAUAUCAAUAGUGAUUUAGUGUCAGAUGUUUCAAGAAAUAGUAAAAUUGAAAGCAUUAUCAAGUCUGAAUCCCAAAUACAAUUGGAUAUCCAUAGAACAAUGCCAUACAAUAUUUUUUUCCAUGGGGAUAAGGGACCUGGUAUCGUUAAAUUGAGAAAUAUUUUGGUUGCAUUUAAUCGAAAAUAUCCCGAUAUUGGGUAUUGCCAGGGAAUGAAUUUGAUUGUAGCGAUUGUGCUACUAAUUUUUCCCAAAGAGGAAGAUGCAUUUUGGUUUUUUAUUAAUAUUAUUGAAAAUAUUUUAGUUUUUGAUUUUUUCAAACCGGAUUUAAAACAAAUUCAAAUUAAUUUAGAGAUAUUUGGAAAUUUAUUUGCAAAGUAUUUGCCCAAUUUAAACCGACAUUUAAUUGUGAAUAAACAGAUUGAGUUGAAUUCAAUAAUGAUUAAUUGGUUUUUAACUUUAUUGAUUGAUAUAUUGCCAAUUGAUAUUUUGUUUAAAUGUUGGGAUAUAAUAAUAUGUCUCAAGGGAGAAAUUGAAGUUUUCCGGAUUUUUUUAAGCAUAUUCAAAUUUUUUGAGGAAAACAUAUUAGAAAUCAAAGAUACUACAGAAAUUUAUGAUUUUUUGAAAAAUAUUAAAAAAAAUUUCAGGAAAUAUAAAUUUAAAUCUAAUGAACUAGUCAAGCUAAUAAAAAAGUUUGAAAAUUUAGUUGGUGAUGAAGAGAUCUAUAAAAUUAGAGAAAUCGAAACAAUAAAAUUUGAGGGAAAUUAAUAAAGAGAAACUAAUUAAAGGAUGGUUUUUAAACAAUAAAUAAUCGGAGAAGGAGGAUAAUACCAAAUCAUAGAAGAGUAUCAAAUUAACUGGUUUAAUUUUCAAUUUCAAUUUCAACUUUUUUCUUUUUUCAUUUUUCGUUUAGUUCCUUUCCAUGAUUAUAUUGUUUGUGCUAUUUACAACUUUUAUUUCUAUUAAAAUCAAGUGAGUAUUUUUUUUUUUUUAUUUUUUAUUUAUUUAUCUAUCUAUUUAUUUAUUGUUUUCAAUUGUUAGUUGUUUGCUUUGUUUUCUUUUUUAUCUGAAUAUUGUACAUUAUUCUCAUAGAUAUCAACUAUAUUAUUUUGUUUUCUUCUCACUCCACUUGAUUUAAUUGUACAAUUAUUUUUUUAAAUUUUUUAAAUUUUUUAUUGCUUUUUAUUGUUAAUUAUAGUUAAUUUUUAGUUUUUUUAGAGGUUAUUUU
Ascoidea rubescens DSM 1968 is the source of this 4554-nucleotide messenger RNA. RefSeq names its product TBC domain-containing protein. The record is from RefSeq and is a predicted model, not a curated record. Lineage: Eukaryota; Fungi; Ascomycota; Saccharomycetes; Ascoideales; Ascoideaceae. The transcript has a single exon. The coding region runs from base 285 to 4094 and encodes 1269 amino acids.